This is a messenger RNA of Maylandia zebra (zebra mbuna), 2432 nucleotides long. RefSeq names its product thromboxane-A synthase. The record is from RefSeq and is a predicted model, not a curated record. NCBI's taxonomy places the organism in Eukaryota, Metazoa, Chordata, Actinopteri, Cichliformes, Cichlidae. Gene Ontology annotation, molecular function: heme binding; iron ion binding; oxidoreductase activity, acting on paired donors, with incorporation or reduction of molecular oxygen.
CUGCUCUGUCUCAUUUAUGGAGGUGGUGAGGCAAUCCAAAUCUGUAGUUACUAUUUUAUCUGUGGUUUAACAUUUGUGUGCACAAAACAGAAGUGGAUACAAUAGGAACAGACAUCUCUCCUCUUCAGGGGCCUUUUUCUCCUAUUAAUGAUUGAAAACUGAGAGAAGAUUUUCCAACAUGCAGGGUGCAGGUGACUUUCUAAAUGUAUUCAACACUGAGACCAGCAAAAUAUCUGUGACACUCUUCCUCAUUUUUCUUGGUCUCCUCUACUGGUAUUCAGUCCAUCCCUUCUCAGUCCUCUCACGAUGUGGCAUCAAACAUCCGAAGCCAGUGCCUUUCUUUGGGAACUUAUUCAUGUUUCAGCAGGGUUUUUUCAAACCUCUGAAUGAUCUUGUCAAAACAUAUGGUAAAGUAUGUGGGUAUUAUUUGGGCCGGACACCAGUGAUAGUGGUAGCAGACCCUGAUAUGCUCAGACAAUUGCUGGUGAAGGACUUCAGCAACUUCCCUAACAGGAAUAAAUUUGUGUUUGCCAAAAAGCCUGUAUCUGAUUGCCUUCUCCAGUUAAGGAAUGAACAGUGGAAACGAGUACGGAGUGUCCUGACCCCAUCUUUCAGUGCUGCCAAGAUGAAAGAAAUGGUUCCGCUCAUCAACACAGCCAUUGAUACCCUGAUGAAGAAUUUGCAUGUCUACGCUGAGUCAGGAGAGGCCUUUGAUAUCCACAGAUACUUUGGCUACUUUACCAUGGAUGUUAUUGCCAGUGUGGCAUUUGCAACUCAGGUGGACUCGCAGAAUAACCCAGAUGACCCACUUGUCCAACACGCUCAGAUGGCCUUCACCAAUGAUUUCUUCAAGUCUGUCUUGUUACUUUUCUUUGCUUUUCCCUCCAUCAUGGCUCCUCUGUCGAGGUUCAUACCCAACAAAAGACGAGACAAGAUGAGUCAUUUCUUCAUUAACAGCAUUCACAAAAUCAUCAAACAGAGAGAGGAGCAGCCUCCUGAGCAGAGACGUAGAGACUUCCUUCAGCUGAUGUUAGAUGCUCGAACCACCGAAGAGUGUGUGUCAUUGGAGCGCUUUGACACUUCAAAUGACACCGAUGAGAUCAGUGACAACAACCAGCAGACCCAGUCUUCAGGCAAAGUUCAGGAAAAUGACCUUCCUCAUUCACAGGAGCCGUCUGUCAGGCGUCCACAGAAAAAGAUGAUGACUGAGGAUGAGAUUGUUGGUCAGGCUUUCAUCUUCCUCCUGGCAGGCUAUGAAACCAGUAGCAGCACUCUGGCGUUCACCUGCUACCUCUUGGCCCUCCACCCUGAAUGUCAACUCAAAGUACAGAAAGAGGUGGAUGACUUCUACACUAGACAUGACUCACCUGAUUACACAAAUGUGCAGGAGCUGAAGUAUUUGGACAUGGUUAUAUGUGAAGCAUUACGCCUCUACCCUCCUGUAUUCAGGUUUGCACGAGAAAUAGAUCAUGACUGUGUGGUGAAUGGUCAGCAACUUCCUAAAGGAGCAAAACUGGAGAUCCCUGCAGGCUUCCUCCAUUAUGACCCAGAACACUGGCCCGAGCCUGAGAAGUUCAUUCCUGAGAGGUUUACACCAGAGGCCAAGGCCAGUCGACAUCCAUUCGUAUACCUACCAUUUGGGGCUGGCCCCCGUAACUGUGUGGGAAUGAAGCUCGCCCAGCUUGAAAUCAAACUGGCUUUAAUGCAUCUGUUCCACAACUUCAACAUCACUGCCUGCUCUAAGACUGAGGUUCCUCUUGAGUUGAAGUCGUUAAGCACUCUUGGUCCUAAAAAUGGUGUUUGUGUGAAAAUUUCCAGAAGGAGCAAGUGAGAUUGUCUGCUGACUUCUCUAUCGAAUGACUGGAUCAUUUUCACCAGACUGCAAAAUAAGUUCAACUGUCUUAGUUCAAGUUAAUCCAGUACUUGGGAGAUGCUUGAAAAAUCACAACAUUGAAAUAUUUUAGAUUUGAAUGUACUAAAUAUAAUAAGGGAUUUACUGCAGAUUCAUUCAAAUGUUUUAGAAAAUAUUAACUAUAAUUUUGUGACUGGAACAGUUUGACAAUUUACAUAUCAAAUGGAAGGAAUGCCACAUGAGAAAAUAUUUCACAAGAAGAUUUUCUGUAUUGAUGCACAUAUAUAAAUAGACACUUUAUUGCAGUUUUUAUGCGCUUGUUGUUUAAAACAUUGAAUGAAUCAUUUUUUACAGGAAAGUUGAUCCGAUUAAUCACUCACUGUCUCUUUCAAACAGUGUGAGGAAUUGUGACCGGCAGCCUUAUGAUUUCAGUCCUGAUUUUGAGGUUUUCAGUGCUGUCUGUCAGCAAAAUAGCACAAAUAAUCAAAUGGCUCCAUUCCAUGAUAUUUGGCAAAAAGAUGGAGCAUAUGUAAAGGAGGCACAUGCUAAUUUUGCCACAUUAAAUCCCGACUGUUAUUCA